Radiomyces spectabilis is the source of this 1921-nucleotide messenger RNA. RefSeq names its product kinase-like domain-containing protein. The record is from RefSeq and is a predicted model, not a curated record. Gene Ontology annotation, biological process: intracellular signal transduction; peptidyl-serine phosphorylation. Bases 28 to 1473 code for a protein of 481 amino acids. The transcript has 7 exons. NCBI's taxonomy places the organism in Eukaryota, Fungi, Mucoromycota, Mucoromycetes, Mucorales, Radiomycetaceae. Gene Ontology annotation, molecular function: protein serine/threonine kinase activity; ATP binding.
GAUGUGCAACUUCAGCAUUUCAAGUUGAUGCGCAUUGUUGGUCGCGGCACCUUUGGCAAGGUGCGGAUCGUCGAGCACCGUGAAACGCGCAAAUUAUACGCAUUAAAAUAUAUCAGCAAGCUAGAAUGUAUUCACAUGGAUGCGGUACGAAAUGUCAUCAAAGAACGUACUAUUCUCGAGCAGCUUGAUCAUCCUUUUCUAUGCCGAUUGCGGUUUGCUUUUCAAGAUAGCGAGUCCUUAUACAUGGUCUCCGAUUUAAUGUUAGGAGGAGACCUGCAUUAUCACAUAUCACGCACAAGUUUCUCCGAGGAUGUCCUCAGGUUAUGGUUUGCCGAACUAGCUUCCGCUAUCAAAUAUCUGCACUUCAACCGAGUCGUUCACAGAGAUAUCAAACCUCAUAACAUUCUGAUGGAUGACAAGGGUCACGUUCAUCUCGCUGAUUUUAAUAUUGCAACCCAUCUACAUUCACACCGCUUAUUAACUUCUAACUCUGGCACGGCUUACUAUAUGGCCCCGGAAAUGUUCAAGGGCGGAGGGUACAAUGAAGCAGUGGACUGGUGGGCUUUAGGUGUGACAUUGUAUGAAUGCAUUUAUGGAAAGCGCCCCUUUGAUCAUGAAACGACCGAGGAAUUACGAUCGGCCAUUCGAAGAGGGCACAUCCAAUACCCCACAAUCCCUGGGCGUCAUGUUUCCGGAGAAUGUUUAGCAGCUAUUCAAGGAUUUCUAGAGAUGAAUCCUGCCAAGCGACUAGGUCAGGGUCAUGCAGGCUGGACCGCUUUGAUUCGGCAUCCUUUUUUCAGAUCGAUUGAUUGGCAACUCUUGGAACUAAAAGCGCUGGUACCUGGUUUUCAACCUCCAUCCGAUCAAAACAACUUCGAUCUUACGUAUGAUAUCGAGGACCUGUUACUCGAUAACCGAUGCACCCACUCGAAACAACCGGGCACGAUGUGGAACAAAGAUAAACCAGGGCAAAACGAAAAAAUAGAGCGUGAAAUGAACUACAUGGCAGACAACUUUAAGCCUUUUGAUUUUACCAUCUUUGAAAAAUACGAAGGUUUCAAGGAUCCUAUCAAUAUGACGGUGGGUGAACCCCCCGAUUGGGUGAAGCCUGCAUUUGAAGGAGCGGAUCAGGGCGAUUUACUACCUAUCAAACAUGUCACCAUUGACGACGACGUUGUAUGCGGGGAUGAAUCUACUGUAUGGCGAGGCAUCAAUCGUUCAGCGUCGACGAGUAACUUAGCAGCACAAUCGGCCGGGCUGGAACCGGAUCAUGAGUGGCGACGGCGGAGUCUCGGAACGUUGCGCAAACAAUCGGAAUCUACAAGUCUUAGUGAAGAAUAUGCAAUGUCGUUGCAAGGAAUUCGAAAGAAACAAAGUACCCGUAGUUUCCGUGAACGACGCGAACGAGACCGAAAGAGUAUAGUACCUUUCAAUCCAAAUUAUAAUGACCCCCAUAACAAGCCCGUUUCAUAAUGUGAUAUCCAGUGACCGGAAUCGAUGACGGCCAACCCCGCAAAGCACCAAGGAAAAACUACCAAGCCCAAAGAUUCCCACCUCCCCCAAAAAAGAAACAGCAAAAACGCUUAAAAAAAAAGAGAGAGAGAAAAAAAAAAGGAUUGAGGAACAGACUGAUGAUCGCUGAUAACUACCUCGUCCUCUCCCUGCGCGGUCGAAAUUCUGUAUUGUGAUACCCUUCCUGUGUUUGAUGAUUCGUCCUCUAGACUUUUGGACUAUUUGCAUUUGAUCAAAUCUAUUUCCUUCUAGAUAAAAUAAAGAGGAAAACUCAAAGAUCUCCUUUAAUCAUGUGAUGUCGUACCUGUGCGCACGGGUCGUGGAUAGAAUAAAGUACUCCCUAAGUUAUUUUAUAUAAAGAGAGAUCAUCUUCUGAUCAAAUCGAGCUUACUCUUAUGUCUCAUGUGGU